This is a messenger RNA of Malassezia restricta, 927 nucleotides long. Its product is annotated as CCR4-NOT transcription complex subunit 9. Gene Ontology annotation, biological process: mRNA catabolic process; negative regulation of translation. The transcript has a single exon. Bases 1 to 927 code for a protein of 308 amino acids. Lineage: Eukaryota; Fungi; Basidiomycota; Malasseziomycetes; Malasseziales; Malasseziaceae. Gene Ontology annotation, cellular component: CCR4-NOT complex; P-body; CCR4-NOT core complex. The record is from RefSeq and is a predicted model, not a curated record.
AUGGGAGACGCACAAGUCCCGGUCAAUGCGGUUCCUAGCACGGAUGCUAUGACGGCCGUCGAUUUGCAUCAUCUUAUCACUCAAUUUUGUCAGCGGCCUGAUCCGGCGGACAUGAUGGCGCCUAAUGCGCAUGCAUUGCCUGGCAGCUCCGCGCAGCGCGAGCAUGCUCUUCUCGAGCUGAGCAAAAAGCGCGAGCAGUACGAGGAUCUCGCUCUCGUACUUUGGAACAGUUUUGGUGUGAUGCCUUCGCUUCUCCAAGAGAUUAUCUCCGUGUACCCGCUUCUUUCUCCUCCUGUCCUCACGGCUCACGCUUCUAAUCGCGUUUGCAACGUCUUGGCCCUCUUACAAUGUGUGGCAAGCCACAAUGAUACUCGUGGUCCUUUUCUGCAGGCGCAUAUUCCGUUGUUCCUGUACCCAUUCUUGAAUACAACCUCCAAGUCGCGUCCCUUUGAGUACCUCCGCUUGACUUCCCUGGGCGUCAUUGGUGCCCUCGUGAAGCAAAAUGACAAAUCGGAUGUCAUAACAUUCCUUCUAUCUACAGAAAUCAUUCCUCUUUGCCUGCGUAUCAUGGAGACAGGCUCCGAGCUCUCGAAGACAGUGGCCAUCUUCAUUGUGCAAAAGAUUUUGCUCGACGACUUGGGUCUGAACUAUAUCUGCCAGACGUACGAGCGUUUUUAUGCUGUAGGAACAGUCCUGAGCAAUAUGGUGGCGCAGAUCGUCGAGAGUCAAGCGAUUCGCCUACUGAAGCACGUCGUGCGGUGUUACUUGCGACUGAGUGACAACCCAAGGGCUCGUGAGGCGCUACGUUCUUGUCUCCCAACACCGUUGCGUGACGCAACCUUCUCACAACUUCUGAAAAAUGACCACAUCACCAAGCGCUGUCUCGCUACAUUGCUGCUGAACUUAUCGGAUCGUCCCGAACAGUAA